Neolamprologus brichardi is the source of this 832-nucleotide messenger RNA. The record is from RefSeq and is a predicted model, not a curated record. NCBI's taxonomy places the organism in Eukaryota, Metazoa, Chordata, Actinopteri, Cichliformes, Cichlidae.
GACGUGGACCUUCUCUCUGUCCCUCUCAGCGUCAUCCCAAACUGCCAGUUUCGCUCAAAGACGUCCAGGUUAAAAACCUUCACUGCAAACCAGCUGGAUGAGAUCAAAGAUCCUUCGGGGCUCUUCUACAUCCUCCCCUUCCAGAAGGGUUACCUGGUGAACUGGGACGUCCAGAGGAAGGUGUGGGACCACCUGUUUGGAAAGGAGAUGUUUAAGGUGGAUUUUGCAGACACGAGCGUCGUCAUCACCGAGCCCUACUUCAACUUCACCUCCAUUCAAGAGUCCAUGAACGAGAUCCUGUUUGAGGAGUACCAGUUCCAGUCGGCACUCAGGAUCAACGCCGGCUCUCUUAGUGCUCAUCACUACUUCCACACAAACCCCUCCGAGCUCUGCUGCAUGGUGGUGGACACCGGGUUCUCCUUCACCCACAUCGCCCCCUACUGCCGCAGCAGGAAAAUGAAGGAGGGCAUCCGCAGGAUCAACGUGGGAGGGAAGCUGCUGACCAAUCACCUGAAGGAGAUCAUCUCGUAUCGGUGAGUCGUUGUGACGCCGGCACCUCGGCCGGAGGAACUCUGGGCUUUUAUGGAGCUGUUCUUUUUCUCGGGUGGAAUAAUUGUGACACAGAUAAACACAGGUGUGAAUUUAUUUUCAAUUUUCUCUGAUCCACACUGUGUGUGUGUGUGUGGGUGUGUGUUAACAUCAAGCUAGAGUUCAUGCUGGUUGGUUUCCUGCCUUUAAACUAAUUUUCAGCAGGGUUGAAGUUGUAGCUUCUCUUCUGUUCUGCAGCUUCAUGCUAAGCUGCUUCAUCCAAAACCAGCUCUGAUGUGUGUUU